This is a messenger RNA of Plenodomus lingam JN3, 1890 nucleotides long. RefSeq lists its product as uncharacterized. Gene Ontology annotation, molecular function: sucrose alpha-glucosidase activity. Gene Ontology annotation, biological process: sucrose catabolic process. NCBI's taxonomy places the organism in Eukaryota, Fungi, Ascomycota, Dothideomycetes, Pleosporales, Leptosphaeriaceae. The record is from RefSeq and is a predicted model, not a curated record. Gene Ontology annotation, cellular component: cytoplasm; fungal-type vacuole.
AUGAUCUGCAAACUAAUUGGGUCAUUUCUGGGCAAGUAUGAAAAUGUCGUCACUGUGGAGACAGUACAUGAACGAUUAGUCUUCCUGGUUGAUUCGUUUCUGGCGCUAGCUGGUCUUCUCGGCCUUGGAACAGCUCAGAGCCCACCAAGCAGUGCCUCCAGCUCAGAACAGGCUCCAGCACCAGCAAACGCCACUUCUGCUUCCUCCACUUCAGCUACUGCUACUGGAGAUGGUGUAUCAACAUAUUCGCAGAGCAAUGUACCGACCGGAACACCACUGUCCGGCGACUAUGGUACUGCAUACCGUCCACAAGUGCACUUCUCACCCCCGAUCGGAUUCAUGAACGAUCCCAACGGGAUGUUUGUUGAUGCAAAUGGCACAUAUCAUCUAUAUUACCAGUAUAACCCAACCGCCAAUGUUGCGGGCAAUCAGCAUUGGGGCCACGCAACAAGCGACGAUCUUUAUACCUGGACAAAUCAGCCUAUUGCUAUCUUCCCAGGCGGGCCGACCGAGGGUGUAUUUUCUGGAUCAGCAGUUGUCGAUGUGAACAACACCUCUGGCUUCUUCCCCAACCAGACCAAUGGUGUAGUUGCCAUGUACACCAUCAAUGUCCCUGAGAACCAGACCCAACACAUUGCGUACUCAUAUGACAAUGGAAUAUCUUUCAUCAAGUACGAGGGUAAUCCUGUGAUUCGUCCUGGUGGGACCAACCCUACUCAAUUUCGGGAUCCCAAAGUAAUUUGGUAUGAGCCUACUCAAAGCUGGAUCAUGGUGAUUGCGUAUCCUGUUGACUUCGAAAUUGGCAUUUUCUCAUCUCCAGAUCUCCAAUCGUGGAAAGCUGAGAGUAAUUUCACUCUCUAUGGCCUCACUGGGCUGCAAUAUGAAUGCCCCAACAUGGUCGAGGUACGGGUCGAGGAUCCCCCAGAGGGAGCGCCGGAGUCCAUGUGGGUCAUGUUAAUUUCCAUUAACCCUGGUGCUCCGCUUGGGGGUUCAAUCACAGAAUACUUCCUUGGCAGCUUCAACGGUACCCACUUUGAGGCUAGCGAUUCGAGCGUGCGCCUCACAGACUUUGCAAAAGACAAUUACGCAGGUCAAUUCUUCUACGGCACUCCAUCCUCCAAUGACCAGAUCACUAUGAAUUGGGCGAGUAAUUGGCAGUAUACAAACGUAGUCCCCACAGCAGGACGAGAAGUAGGCGAUGGUUUCCGCAGUGUUAUGACUGUGCCACGCGGCCACUACAUCAAGAACCUUACGAGAUUCGGACCCAGCCUUAUAUCGUAUCCUUAUAACAUCAUGUCAAUUAUGGAGUCUGAGCUAGCAUUCAAUAGCUCCCUGGGAAACGGGACAGUUCUCAUCGAUUACUCAACCGUGGAAUCAGGCGCACUGUACUUUGAAGCGAACAUUACCGGGCUUACCACCAGCGAUUCCCUCGACGGUUCUCUCAACUUCACAUUCUCGUCAGCUGGAUCCGGAGAAGCCGUCUCUGGAGGAACUUUCCUAUCCUCAGGGGAUGUUUGGCUCGACAGGGGUCGUACCAAUGGCUUUCAGAGUCCCUACUUUAAUGAGAAAUUCUCUGCCACGGGACUUUACAAUGAGGCUGAUGGAGCAUGGAGAUUAUCCGGUAUUAUUGACCGCAGCAUUAUCGAACUAUACCUCAACGGAGGCGAGAUCAGUGCGACUAGUGUCUUCUUCCCCACACAAGCACUAGAUACGAUGAUCCUGAGGGUAGCAGGUAUCAACUCGACUGCUACCGCAAGCGUGGGGGUGUGGACCCUGAAGGCAGCUUGGCUUGAUCAGGCGAAUGUCAACGGGACAGUGCAUGGCAAUGCCACAGAUGGAGUCGAUUCAGCCAUGAAGAGAGACACACUUGGUGCUAUGAGACCGUUCUAG